AUGGAUUCCAAUUCUCUUGAAUUACACAAACGUUAUCGAUUUGACAAGAAAGAUACAACAACAUCAAUCGAUAGUAAUGAAUCCAAUGAUCAUGACAACAACGAUGAUUAUGCCCUAUUAUUGAAUAAGCGAUAUCGUUUUGAUAAACGUUAUCGAUAUGACAAAAAACGAUCGAAUUUCGAUGUUAUCAAUAAACGAUAUCGUUUUGACAAACGUUACCGAUUUGAUUAA
Molecule: messenger RNA, 231 nt
Organism: Rotaria sp. Silwood1
Lineage: Eukaryota; Metazoa; Rotifera; Eurotatoria; Philodinida; Philodinidae
Source: the annotation of a GenBank genome assembly